UAAAACGCUGGUUUAGGUUUUAACCCGAGAAUAUGUAGCCUAAUUUCACCGUAUCACAUAUAUCCUCUCGUGGCUCAGUUGGAAUACUUUGCAAUGACGAGCUGCCGGGUAGGUCCCUGGUUCUAUCCCCGUGAAUUAUAAUUUUCGUAUUUUUUUUUGUCAGUUUGUAAGUCGUAUUGUUGAUUGAUCAAGUGAGCGCGAAGCGCGAUGGUUACGAACGGCCAAAAAUGGAACCCUACACUGAGUAUACUCGACAUAUUCUUGGCCGUUUUUAUUUUUUAUUUAUGCCAAUAAUCGUUAUAAGCAAUGAUGUGUGAAAUACAUUGAUUAAUCGGCAAGCAAAGGUAAACAACUAUUUUAUGGCAAGAAAUAAUGGCAGUAAGACUGUUAAUCAUGAUAUGUGGCUUGAAAUUAGUAAUAGGGAAACAAGAAGGUUUCAUAGUCGGAGGUGCUUAUGUUGAUUCUGUUAAAGAAUUCCCUCAUGUCGCUGCUUUGUAUACACUUUAUAGCGAGGGAGAGGGAGACGAUUUUUGUGGAUCGUCCAUAUUGAACCAAAAGAUUCUAUUAACUGCUGCCCACUGUCUUGAUGGCGUCGUGAAAGUAACAGCAUUUGUGGGAAGCGUAGACUGGAAGAAAGGAAAACUACACCGUAUUGACCGCUACCAGCGGCACAAACAAUUUGAUAUAAACACUGUCAGUUACGAUAUAGGCUUAGUUAGGCUGAAGCAACCGUUGUUAUUAGGGAAGACUGUGAAAAGAGUGAUAUUAAUGAAGACACCGCCAAAAGUAAAAAUAGCGGAAGCGGCUGGUUGGGGGCUAACUGACGAAGUAAACAAAAUUGAUACAAAUCUACUUAAGCACACAAAACAAAAGCUGUGGACUCUUCAAGAGUGCAGGAAAGUGUUGCCCGUAGCCCCCAAUGGAACGAUUUGCGGCGGCGAGAAAAAUGUCAAGAAAAAUUUCUUAUCUUUUGGAGAUUCCGGGAGUGGCCUCCUAGUUAAUAAAAGUAUAAUUAUCGGAAUAGGAUCCUUUAAAUUCCUCAAAAUUACGAACAGUCUGUUGGUGUUCACGGACGUCGCAUACUUCUACAACUGGAUAUUGGUCGAAUCGAGACGAGUAGCAUGCUCUCAAUAAAGGAGAAGAAGAAACGUGUACGUGUAUUUAUUUAUAGUCUUAUUAAAUGUAACUAAGUAAAAAAAUGCUAUUUAUACUAAACCCUGCCGAUCAUAAUAGAUCAAUAUGACCUACUUUUAAAUAUUUUAUUGUAAAAUCAGUGAAACUAAAGUAAAAACAAUCGUGAUCAGCUAUGCAGGCUUCGUAAAUUUCAAGCAAAUAUGUUUAGUAGAACACAUAAAUAAAGAAUGUUUUACUAGUCAGCUAUUGUUGAAGUAUGAAGUUAUUCUUAGUAUGGGAUUGCCCAGACAGCCAUGGGCUCUUUUGAUCUAAAAGGGAAAUUACUGAAUUACGGUUAUUGUUAAAAAAAAGGUUAUAGUGAAGAUAAUCCGUCUUGAUAAAUGUAUUACCGGAGAGUUCUAUACAUUUCUUGAUGUAUAGAACUCUCUGGUAAAAUUAGGAAAAAUAGAUUUAUCAAGAGGGAUUAUCUUCACUAUAAACUUUUUGUAUUUAUUUCAGUCGGUAUAAAAUGUAAUGUUCAUAAAAGUAAAAAACAAACGAAAAUGGUUGGCCAGAUUAUGAUAGGGUCUCGAAAACUAUUUAAAAGACAGUAAAAUAUUGGUAAUAAUUGGUUCGAUCAACUUUUUUUUGUAAUUUAUCACAUAUUUUAUAACGAAUGUGAAAGAAGGUUAACAAAGAGAGUGUAUUGGGAGCGUGCACGACUGUCACGCAACCUAGUGUCCGCAAUUCUAGGGGAAAACGUCAAUUCACUACAUCUUAUAAAACUACUCCAAAACUAAAAACUACUGAACGGAUUUUCAUACGACUUUCAUCUAUCAAUAGAGUGAUUCUUGAGGAAGGCUUAAGUAUAUAAUUUGUUAAGGUUUUGUGUAAAUUGUUUGAAAUAUAACGAUGUUGUCGGAAAAAAUCAUGCUGGCUAGGAGCUUUAAUCGAAAACGCUGCCUAAUCCGUUUGAGCUAUAACAACACAAUGUAUAGUGGAGUUGUUUCUCAUUCAUAGGUCUACAAAAAAGUCCGCGAUGUGAAAUGUCUAUCUUUUAAGGAUAACUUACUAUAUCCAUUCUUAACUUCUAGAAAAAGAUCACGUAAUAUGUGGCAUUUGCAAAGCUAUUUA
Molecule: messenger RNA, 2247 nt
Organism: Cydia pomonella (codling moth)
Lineage: Eukaryota; Metazoa; Arthropoda; Insecta; Lepidoptera; Tortricidae
Product: hypodermin-B-like
Exons: 3
Coding region: 373-1134 (253 amino acids)
Biological process (GO): proteolysis
Molecular function (GO): serine-type endopeptidase activity
Source: RefSeq, a predicted model, not a curated record